Closterium sp. Naga37s-1 is the source of this 19794-nucleotide messenger RNA. The record is from the annotation of a GenBank genome assembly. Lineage: Eukaryota; Viridiplantae; Streptophyta; Zygnematophyceae; Desmidiales; Closteriaceae.
AUGAUCCAGGCGAGUUUGUGGCGGAAGUCCCUCUGCUGCCGCCGGAGCCAUCCCACCUACAACCAUGGCCUCUUGCACAUGCUCUCUGCUGCAUUGCCCAUGCUCUCUGCUGCAUUACCCAUGCUCUCUGCUGCAUUACCCAUGCUCUCUGCUGCAUUACCCAUGCUCUCUGCUGCAUUACCCAUGCUCUCUGCUGCAUUACCCAUGCUCUCUGCUGCAUUACCCAUGCUCUCUGCUGCAUUACCCAUGCUCUCUGCUGCAUUACCCAUGCUCUCUGCUGCAUUACCCAUGCUCUCUGCUGCAUUACCCAUGCUCUCUGCUGCAUUACCCAUGCUCUCUGCUGCAUUACCCAUGCUCUCUGCUGCAUUACCCAUGCUCUCUGCUGCAUUACCCAUGCUCUCUGCUGCAUUACCCAUGCUCUCUGCUGCAUUACCCAUGCUCUCUGCUGCAUUGCCCAUGCUCUCUGCUGCAUUACCCAUGCUCUCUGCUGCAUUACCCAUGCUCUCUGCUGCAUUACCCAUGCUCUCUGCUGCAUUACCCAUGCUCUCUGCUGCAUUACCCAUGCUCUCUGCUGCAUUACCCAUGCUCUCUGCUGCAUUACCCAUGCUCUCUGCUGCAUUACCCAUGCUCUCUGCUGCAUUACCCAUGCUCUCUGCUGCAUUUCCCAUGCUCUCUGCUGCAUUACCUAUGCUCUCUGCUGCAUUACCCAUGCUCUCUGCUGCAUUACCCAUGCUCUCUGCUGCAUUACCCAUGCUCUCUGCUGCAUUACCCAUGCUCUCUGCUGCAUUACCCAUGCUCUCUGCUGCAUUACCCAUGCUCUCUGCUGCAUUACCCAUGCUCUCUGCUGCAUUACCCAUGCUCUCUGCUGCAUUACCCAUGCUCUCUGCUGCAUUACCCAUGCUCUCUGCUGCAUUACCCAUGCUCUCUGCUGCAUUACCCAUGCUCUCUGCUGCAUUACCCAUGCUCUCUGCUGCAUUACCCAUGCUCUCUGCUGCAUUACCCAUGCUCUCUGCUGCAUUACCCAUGCUCUCUGCUGCAUUACCCAUGCUCUCUGCUGCAUUACCCAUGCUUUCUGCUGCAUUACCUAUGCUCUCUGCUGCAUUACCCAUGCUGUCUGCUGCAUUACCCAUGCUCUCUGCUGCAUUACCCAUGCUCUCUGCUGCAUUACCCAUGCUGUCUGCUGCAUUACCCAUGCUCUCUGCUGCAUUACCCAUGCUCUCUGCUGCAUUACCCAUGCUCUCUGCUGCAUUACCCAUGCUCUCUGCUGCAUUACCCAUGCUCUCUGCUGCAUUACCCAUGCUCUCUGCUGCAUUACCCAUGCUCUCUGCUGCAUUACCCAUGCUUUCUGCUGCAUUACCCAUGCUCUCUGCUGCAUUACCUAUGCUCUCUGCUGCAUUACCCAUGCUCUCUGCUGCAUUACCCAUGCUCUCUGCUGCAUUACCCAUGCUCUCUGCUGCAUUACCCAUGCUCUCUGCUGCAUUACCCAUGCUCUCUGCUGCAUUACCCAUGCUCUCUGCUGCAUUACCCAUGCUCUCUGCUGCAUUACCCAUGCUCUCUGCUGCAUUACCCAUGCUCUCUGCUGCAUUACCCAUGAUCUCUGCUGCAUUACCCAUGCUCUCUGCUGCAUUACCCAUGCUCUCUGCUGCAUUACCCAUGCUCUCUGCUGCAUUGCCCAUGCUCUCUGCUGCAUUGCCCAUGCUCUCUGCUGCAUUACCCAUGCUCUCUGCUGCAUUACCCAUGCUCUCUGCUGCAUUACCCAUGCUCUCUGCUGCAUUACCCAUGCUCUCUGCUGCAUUACCCAUGCUCUCUGCUGCAUUGCCCAUGCUCUCUGCUGCAUUGCCCAUGCUCUCUGCUGCAUUACCCAUGCUCUCUGCUGCAUUACCCAUGCUCUCUGCUGCAUUACCCAUGCUCUCUGCUGCAUUACCCAUGCUCUCUGCUGCAUUACCCAUGCUCUCUGCUGCAUUACCCAUGCUCUCUGCUGCAUUACCCAUGCUCUCUGCUGCAUUACCCAUGCUCUCUGCUGCAUUACCCAUGCUCUCUGCUGCAUUACCCAUGCUCUCUGCUGCAUUACCUAUGCUCUCUGCUGCAUUACCCAUGCUCUCUGCUGCAUUACCCAUGCUCUCUGCUGCAUUACCCAUGCUCUCUGCUGCAUUGCCCAUGCUCUCUGCUGCAUUGCCCAUGCUCUCUGCUGCAUUACCCAUCCUCUCUGCUGCAUUACCCAUGCUCUCUGCUGCAUUACCCAUGCUCUCUGCUGCAUUACCCAUGCUCUCUGCUGCAUUACCCAUGCUCUCUGCUGCAUUACCCAUGCUCUCUGCUGCAUUACCCAUGCUCUCUGCUGCAUUACCCAUGCUCUCUGCUGCAUUACCCAUGCUCUCUGCUGCAUUACCCAUGCUCUCUGCUGCAUUACCCAUGCUCUCUGCUGCAUUACCCAUGCUCUCUGCUGCAUUACCCAUGCUCUCUGCUGCAUUACCCAUGCUCUCUGCUGCAUUACCCAUGAUCUCUGCUGCAUUACCCAUGCUCUCUGCUGCAUUACCCAUGCUCUCUGCUGCAUUACCCAUGCUCUCUGCUGCAUUGCCCAUGCUCUCUGCUGCAUUGCCCAUGCUCUCUGCUGCAUUACCCAUGCUCUCUGCUGCAUUACCCAUGCUCUCUGCUGCAUUACCCAUGCUCUCUGCUGCAUUACCCAUGCUCUCUGCUGCAUUACCCAUGCUCUCUGCUGCAUUACCCAUGCUCUCUGCUGCAUUACCCAUGCUUUCUGCUGCAUUACCCAUGCUCUCUGCUGCAUUACCCAUGCUCUCUGCUGCAUUACCCAUGCUCUCUGCUGCAUUACCCAUGCUCUCUGCUGCAUUACCCAUGCUCUCUGCUGCAUUACCCAUGCUCUCUGCUGCAUUACCCAUGCUCUCUGCUGCAUUACCCAUGCUCUCUGCUGCAUUACCCAUGCUCUCUGCUGCAUUACCCAUGCUCUCUGCUGCAUUACCCAUGCUCUCUGCUGCAUUACCCAUGCUCUCUGCUGCAUUACCCAUGCUCUCUGCUGCAUUACCCAUGCUCUCUGCUGCAUUACCCAUGCUCUCUGCUGCAUUACCCAUGCUUUCUGCUGCAUUACCCAUGCUCUCUGCUGCAUUACCCAUGCUCUCUGCUGCAUUACCCAUGCUCUCUGCUGCAUUACCCAUGCUCUCUGCUGCAUUGCCCAUGCUCUCUGCUGCAUUACCCAUGCUCUCUGCUGCAUUACCCAUGCUCUCUGCUGCAUUACCUAUGCUCUCUGCUGCAUUACCCAUGCUCUCUGCUGCAUUACCCAUGCUCUCUGCUGCAUUACCCAUGCUCUCUGCUGCAUUACCCAUGCUCUCUGCUGCAUUACCCAUGCUCUCUGCUGCAUUACCCAUGCUCUCUGCUGCAUUACCCAUGCUCUCUGCUGCAUUACCCAUGCUCUCUGCUGCAUUACCCAUGCUCUCUGCUGCAUUGCCCAUGCUCUCUGCUGCAUUACCCAUGCUCUCUGCUGCAUUACCCAUGCUCUCUGCUGCAUUACCCAUGCUCUCUGCUGCAUUACCCAUGCUCUCUGCUGCAUUACCCAUGCUCUCUGCUGCAUUACCCAUGCUUUCUGCUGCAUUACCUAUGCUCUCUGCUGCAUUACCCAUGCUCUCUGCUGCAUUACCCAUGCUCUCUGCUGCAUUACCCAUGCUCUCUGCUGCAUUACCCAUGCUCUCUGCUGCAUUAACCAUGCUCUCUGCUGCAUUACCCAUGCUCUCUGCUGCAUUACCCAUGCUCUCUGCUGCAUUACCCAUGCUCUCUGCUGCAUUACCCAUGCUCUCUGCUGCAUUACCCAUGCUUUCUGCUGCAUUACCUAUGCUCUCUGCUGCAUUACCUAUGCUCUCUGCUGCAUUACCCAUGCUCUCUGCUGCAUUACCCAUGCUUUCUGCUGCAUUACCUAUGCUCUCUGCUGCAUUACCCAUGCUGUCUGCUGCAUUACCCAUGCUCUCUGCUGCAUUACCCAUGCUCUCUGCUGCAUUACCCAUGCUCUCUGCUGCAUUACCCAUGCUGUCUGCUGCAUUACCCAUGCUCUCUGCUGCAUUACCCAUGCUCUCUGCUGCAUUACCCAUGCUCUCUGCUGCAUUACCCAUGCUCUCUGCUGCAUUACCCAUGCUCUCUGCUGCAUUACCCAUGCUCUCUGCUGCAUUACCCAUGCUCUCUGCUGCAUUACCCAUGCUUUCUGCUGCAUUACCUAUGCUCUCUGCUGCAUUACCUAUGCUCUCUGCUGCAUUACCCAUGCUCUCUGCUGCAUUACCCAUGCUCUCUGCUGCAUUACCCAUGCUCUCUGCUGCAUUACCCAUGCUCUCUGCUGCAUUACCCAUGCUCUCUGCUGCAUUACCCAUGCUCUCUGCUGCAUUACCCAUGCUCUCUGCUGCAUUACCCAUGCUCUCUGCUGCAUUACCCAUGCUCUCUGCUGCAUUACCCAUGCUCUCUGCUGCAUUACCCAUGCUCUCUGCUGCAUUACCCAUGCUCUCUGCUGCAUUACCCAUGCUCUCUGCUGCAUUGCCCAUGCUCUCUGCUGCAUUGCCCAUGCUCUCUGCUGCAUUACCCAUGCUCUCUGCUGCAUUACCCAUGCUCUCUGCUGCAUUACCCAUGCUUCUGCUGCAUUACCCAUGCUCUCUGCUGCAUUACCCAUGCUCUCUGCUGCAUUACCCAUGCUCUCUGCUGCAUUACCCAUGCUCUCUGCUGCAUUACCCAUGCUCUCUGCUGCAUUACCCAUGCUCUCUGCUGCAUUACCCAUGCUCUCUGCUGCAUUACCCAUGCUCUCUGCUGCAUUACCCAUGCUCUCUGCUGCAUUACCCAUGCUCUCUGCUGCAUUACCCAUGCUCUCUGCUGCAUUACCCAUGCUCUCUGCUGCAUUACCCAUGCUCUCUGCUGCAUUACCCAUGCUCUCUGCUGCAUUACCCAUGCUCUCUGCUGCAUUACCCAUGCUCUCUGCUGCAUUACCCAUGCUCUCUGCUGCAUUACCCAUGCUCUCUGCUGCAUUACCCAUGCUCUCUGCUGCAUUACCCAUGCUCUCUGCUGCAUUACCCAUGCUCUCUGCUGCAUUACCCAUGCUCUCUGCUGCAUUACCCAUGCUCUCUGCUGCAUUACCCAUGCUCUCUGCUGCAUUACCCAUGCUCUCUGCUGCAUUACCCAUGCUCUCUGCUGCAUUACCCAUGCUCUCUGCUGCAUUACCCAUGCUCUCUGCUGCAUUACCCAUGCUCUCUGCUGCAUUACCCAUGCUCUCUGCUGCAUUACCCAUGCUCUCUGCUGCAUUACCCAUGCUCUCUGCUGCAUUACCCAUGCUCUCUGCUGCAUUACCCAUGCUCUCUGCUGCAUUACCCAUGCUCUCUGCUGCAUUACCCAUGCUCUCUGCUGCAUUACCCAUGCUCUCUGCUGCAUUACCCAUGCUCUCUGCUGCAUUACCCAUGCUCUCUGCUGCAUUACCCAUGCUCUCUGCUGCAUUACCCAUGCUCUCUGCUGCAUUACCCAUGCUCUCUGCUGCAUUACCCAUGCUCUCUGCUGCAUUACCCAUGCUCUCUGCUGCAUUACCCAUGCUCUCUGCUGCAUUACCCAUGCUCUCUGCUGCAUUACCCAUGCUCUCUGCUGCAUUACCCAUGCUCUCUGCUGCAUUACCCAUGCUCUCUGCUGCAUUACCCAUGCUCUCUGCUGCAUUACCCAUGCUCUCUGCUGCAUUACCCAUGCUCUCUGCUGCAUUACCCAUGCUCUCUGCUGCAUUACCCAUGCUCUCUGCUGCAUUACCCAUGCUCUCUGCUGCAUUACCCAUGCUCUCUGCUGCAUUACCCAUGCUCUCUGCUGCAUUACCCAUGCUCUCUGCUGCAUUACCCAUGCUCUCUGCUGCAUUACCCAUGCUCUCUGCUGCAUUACCCAUGCUCUCUGCUGCAUUACCCAUGCUCUCUGCUGCAUUACCCAUGCUCUCUGCUGCAUUACCCAUGCUCUCUGCUGCAUUACCCAUGCUCUCUGCUGCAUUACCCAUGCUCUCUGCUGCAUUACCCAUGCUCUCUGCUGCAUUACCCAUGCUCUCUGCUGCAUUACCCAUGCUCUCUGCUGCAUUACCCAUGCUCUCUGCUGCAUUACCCAUGCUCUCUGCUGCAUUACCCAUGCUCUCUGCUGCAUUACCCAUGCUCUCUGCUGCAUUACCCAUGCUCUCUGCUGCAUUACCCAUGCUCUCUGCUGCAUUACCCAUGCUCUCUGCUGCAUUACCCAUGCUCUCUGCUGCAUUACCCAUGCUCUCUGCUGCAUUACCCAUGCUCUCUGCUGCAUUACCCAUGCUCUCUGCUGCAUUACCCAUGCUCUCUGCUGCAUUACCCAUGCUCUCUGCUGCAUUACCCAUGCUCUCUGCUGCAUUACCCAUGCUCUCUGCUGCAUUACCCAUGCUCUCUGCUGCAUUACCCAUGCUCUCUGCUGCAUUACCCAUGCUCUCUGCUGCAUUACCCAUGCUCUCUGCUGCAUUACCCAUGCUCUCUGCUGCAUUACCCAUGCUCUCUGCUGCAUUACCCAUGCUCUCUGCUGCAUUACCCAUGCUCUCUGCUGCAUUACCCAUGCUCUCUGCUGCAUUACCCAUGCUCUCUGCUGCAUUACCCAUGCUCUCUGCUGCAUUACCCAUGCUCUCUGCUGCAUUACCCAUGCUCUCUGCUGCAUUACCCAUGCUCUCUGCUGCAUUACCCAUGCUCUCUGCUGCAUUACCCAUGCUCUCUGCUGCAUUACCCAUGCUCUCUGCUGCAUUACCCAUGCUCUCUGCUGCAUUACCCAUGCUCUCUGCUGCAUUACCCAUGCUCUCUGCUGCAUUACCCAUGCUCUCUGCUGCAUUACCCAUGCUUUCUGCUGCAUUACCUAUGCUCUCUGCUGCAUUACCCAUGCUCUCUGCUGCAUUACCCAUGCUCUCUGCUGCAUUACCCAUGCUCUCUGCUGCAUUACCCAUGCUCUCUGCUGCAUUGCCCAUGCUCUCUGCUGCAUUACCCAUGCUCUCUGCUGCAUUACCCAUGCUCUCUGCUGCAUUACCCAUGCUCUCUGCUGCAUUACCCAUGCUCUCUGCUGCAUUACCCAUGCUCUCUGCUGCAUUACCCAUGCUCUCUGCUGCAUUACCCAUGCUCUCUGCUGCAUUACCCAUACUCUCUGCUGCAUUACCCAUGCUCUCUGCUGCAUUACCCAUGCUCUCUGCUGCAUUACCCAUGCUCUGCUGCAUUACCCAUGCUCUCUGCUGCAUUACCCAUGCUCUCUGCUGCAUUACCCAUGCUCUCUGCUGCAUUACCCAUGCUCUCUGCUGCAUUGCCCAUGCUCUCUGCUGCAUUGCCCAUGCUCUCUGCUGCAUUACCCAUGCUCUCUGCUGCAUUACCCAUGCUCUCUGCUGCAUUACCCAUGCUCUCUGCUGCAUUACCCAUGCUCUCUGCUGCAUUACCCAUGCUCUCUGCUGCAUUACCCAUGCUCUCUGCUGCAUUACCCAUGCUCUCUGCUGCAUUACCCAUGCUCUCUGCUGCAUUACCCAUGCUCUCUGCUGCAUUGCCCAUGCUCUCUGCUGCAUUGCCCAUGCUCUCUGCUGCAUUACCCAUGCUCUCUGCUGCAUUACCCAUGCUCUCUGCUGCAUUACCCAUGCUCUCUGCUGCAUUACCCAUGCUCUCUGCUGCAUUACCCAUGCUCUCUGCUGCAUUACCCAUGCUCUCUGCUGCAUUACCCAUGCUCUCUGCUGCAUGCUUGGCUUGGCCCCCAUGCUUUCUGCUGCAUUACUUAUGCUCCCUGCUGCAUUACCCAUGCUCUCUGCUGCAUUACCCAUGCUCUCUGCUGCAUUACCCAUGCUUUCUGCUGCAUUACCUAUGCUCUCUGCUGCAUUACCCAUGCUCUCUGCUGCAUUACCCAUGCUCUCUGCUGCAUUACCCAUGCUCUCUGCUGCAUUACCCAUGCUCUCUGCUGCAUUACCCAUGCUCUCUGCUGCAUUACCCAUGCUCUCUGCUGCAUUACCCAUGCUCUCUGCUGCAUUACCCAUGCUCUCUGCUGCAUUACCCAUGCUCUCUGCUGCAUUACCCAUGCUCUCUGCUGCAUUACCCAUGCUCUCUGCUGCAUUACCCAUGCUCUCUGCUGCAUUACCCAUGCUCUCUGCUGCAUUACCCAUGCUCUCUGCUGCAUUACCCAUGCUCUCUGCUGCAUUACCCAUGCUCUCUGCUGCAUUACCCAUGCUCUCUGCUGCAUUACCCAUGCUCUCUGCUGCAUUACCCAUGCUCUCUGCUGCAUUACCCAUGCUCUCUGCUGCAUUACCCAUGCUCUCUGCUGCAUUACCCAUGCUCUCUGCUGCAUUACCCAUGCUCUGCUGCAUUACCCAUGCUUUCUGCUGCAUUACCUAUGCUCUCUGCUGCAUUACCCAUGCUCUCUGCUGCAUUACCCAUGCUCUCUGCUGCAUUACCCAUGCUCUCUGCUGCAUUACCCAUGCUCUCUGCUGCAUUACCCAUGCUUUCUGCUGCAUUACCUAUGCUCUCUGCUGCAUUACCCAUGCUGUCUGCUGCAUUACCCAUGCUCUCUGCUGCAUUACCCAUGCUCUCUGCUGCAUUACCCAUGCUCUCUGCUGCAUUACCCAUGCUCUCUGCUGCAUUACCCAUGCUCUCUGCUGCAUUACCCAUGCUCUCUGCUGCAUUACCCAUGCUCUCUGCUGCAUUACCCAUGCUCUCUGCUGCAUUACCCAUGCUCUCUGCUGCAUUACCCAUGCUCUCUGCUGCAUUACCCAUGCUCUCUGCUGCAUUACCCAUGCUCUCUGCUGCAUUAACCAUGCUCUCUGCUGCAUUACCCAUGCUCUCUGCUGCAUUACCCAUGCUCUCUGCUGCAUUACCCAUGCUGUCUGCUGCAUUACCCAUGCUUUCUGCUGCAUUACCCAUGCUCUCUGCUGCAUUACCCAUGCUCUCUGCUGCAUUACCCAUGCUUUCUGCUGCAUUACCUAUGCUCUCUGCUGCAUUACCCAUGCUCUCUGCUGCAUUACCCAUGCUCUCUGCUGCAUUACCCAUGCUCUCUGCUGCAUUACCCAUGCUCUCUGCUGCAUUACCCAUGCUCUCUGCUGCAUUACCCAUGCACUCUGCUGCAUUACCCAUGCUCUCUGCUGCAUUACCCAUGCUCUCUGCUGCAUUACCUAUGCUCUCUGCUGCAUUACCCAUGCUCUCUGCUGCAUUACCCAUGCUCUCUGCUGCAUUACCCAUGCUCUCUGCUGCAUUACCCAUGCUCUCUGCUGCAUUACCCAUGCUCUCUGCUGCAUUACCCAUGCUCUCUGCUGCAUUACCCAUGCUUUCUGCUGCAUUACCCAUGCUUUCUGCUGCAUUACCCAUGCUCUCUGCUGCAUUACCCAUGCUCUCUGCUGCAUUACCCAUGCUCUCUGCUGCAUUGCCCAUGCUCUCUGCUGCAUUACCCAUGCUGUCUGCUGCAUUACCCAUGCUCUCUGCUGCAUUACCCAUGCUCUCUGCUGCAUUACCCAUGCUCUCUGCUGCAUUACCCAUGCUCUCUGCUGCAUUACCCAUGCUCUCUGCUGCAUUACCCAUGCUCUCUGCUGCAUUACCCAUGCUCUCUGCUGCAUUACCCAUGCUCUCUGCUGCAUUACCCAUGCUUUCUGCUGCAUUACCUAUGCUCUCUGCUGCAUUACCCAUGCUCUCUGCUGCAUUGCCCAUGCUCUGUGCUGCAUUACCCAUGCUCUCUGCUGCAUUACCCAUGCUCUCUGCUGCAUUACCCAUGCUCUCUGCUGCAUUACCCAUGCUCUCUGCUGCAUUACCCAUGCUCUCUGCUGCAUUACCCAUGCUUUCUGCUGCAUUACCUAUGCUCUCUGCUGCAUUACCUAUGCUCUCUGCUGCAUUACCCAUGCUCUCUGCUGCAUUACCCAUGCUUUCUGCUGCAUUACCUAUGCUCUCUGCUGCAUUACCCAUGCUCUCUGCAGCAUUACCCAUGCUCUCUGCUGCAUUACCCAUGCUCUCUGCUGCAUUACCCAUGCUCUCUGCUGCAUUACCCAUGCUCUCUGCUGCAUUACCCAUGCUCUCUGCUGCAUUACCCAUGCUCUCUGCUGCAUUACCCAUGCUCUCUGCUGCAUUGCCCAUGCUCUCUGCUGCAUUGCCCAUGCUCUCUGCUGCAUUACCCAUACUCUCUGCUGCAUUACCCAUGCUCUCUGCUGCAUUACCCAUGCUCUCUGCUGCAUUACCCAUGCUCUCUGCUGCAUUACCCAUGCUCUCUGCUGCAUUACCCAUGCUCUCUGCUGCAUUACCCAUGCUCUCUGCUGCAUUACCCAUGCUCUCUGCUGCAUUACCCAUGCUGUCUGCUGCAUUACCCAUGCUCUCUGCUGCAUUACCCAUGCUCUCUGCUGCAUUACCCAUGCUCUCUGCUGCAUUACCCAUGCUCUCUGCUGCAUUACCCAUGCUCUCUGCUGCAUUACCCAUGCUCUCUGCUGCAUUACCCAUGCUCUCUGCUGCAUUACCCAUGCUCUCUGCUGCAUUGCCCAUGCUCUCUGCUGCAUUGCCCAUGCUCUCUGCUGCAUUACCCAUGCUCUCUGCUGCAUUACCCAUGCUCUCUGCUGCAUUACCCAUGCUCUCUGCUGCAUUACCCAUGCUCUCUGCUGCAUUACCCAUGCUCUCUGCUGCAUUACCCAUGCUCUCUGCUGCAUUACCCAUGCUCUCUGCUGCAUUACCCAUGCUCUCUGCUGCAUUACCCAUGCUGUCUGCUGCAUUACCCAUGCUCUCUGCUGCAUUACCCAUGCUCUCUGCUGCAUUACCCAUGCUCUCUGCUGCAUUACCCAUGCUCUCUGCUGCAUUACCCAUGCUCUCUGCUGCAUUACCCAUGCUCUCUGCUGCAUUACCCAUGCACUCUGCUGCAUUACCCAUGCUUUCUGCUGCAUUACUUAUGCUCCCUGCUGCAUUACCCAUGCUCUCUGCUGCAUUACCCAUGCUCUCUGCUGCAUUACCCAUGCUUUCUGCUGCAUUACCUAUGCUCUCUGCUGCAUUACCCAUGCUCUCUGCUGCAUUACCCAUGCUCUCUGCUGCAUUACCCAUGCUCUCUGCUGCAUUACCCAUGCUCUCUGCUGCAUUACCCAUGCUCUCUGCUGCAUUACCCAUGCUCUCUGCUGCAUUACCCAUGCUCUCUGCUGCAUUACCCAUGCUCUCUGCUGCAUUACCCAUGCUCUCUGCUGCAUUACCCAUGCUCUCUGCUGCAUUACCCAUGCUCUCUGCUGCAUUACCCAUGCUCUCUGCUGCAUUACCCAUGCUCUCUGCUGCAUUACCCAUGCUCUCUGCUGCAUUACCCAUGCUCUCUGCUGCAUUACCCAUGCUCUCUGCUGCAUUACCCAUGCUCUCUGCUGCAUUACCCAUGCUCUCUGCUGCAUUACCCAUGCUCUCUGCUGCAUUACCCAUGCUUUCUGCUGCAUUACCUAUGCUCUCUGCUGCAUUACCUAUGCUCUCUGCUGCAUUACCCAUGCUCUCUGCUGCAUUACCCAUGCUUUCUGCUGCAUUACCUAUGCUCUCUGCUGCAUUACCCAUGCUCUCUGCUGCAUUGCCCAUGCUCUGUGCUGCAUUACCCAUGCUCUCUGCUGCAUUACCCAUGCUCUCUGCUGCAUUACCCAUGCUUCUCUGCUGCAUUACCCAUGCUCUCUGCUGCAUUACCCAUGCUCUCUGCUGCAUUACCCAUGCUCUCUGCUGCAUUACCCAUGCUCUCUGCUGCAUUACCCAUGCUCUCUGCUGCAUUACCCAUGCUCUCUGCUGCAUUACCCAUGCUCUCUGCUGCAUUACCCAUGCUCUCUGCUGCAUUACCCAUGCUCUCUGCUGCAUUACCCAUGCUCUCUGCUGCAUUACCCAUGCUCUCUGCUGCAUUACCCAUGCUCUCUGCUGCAUUACCCAUGCUCUCUGCUGCAUUACCCAUGCUCUCUGCUGCAUUACCCAUGCUCUCUGCUGCAUUACCCAUGCUCUCUGCUGCAUUACCCAUGCUCUCUGCUGCAUUACCCAUGCUCUCUGCUGCAUUACCCAUGCUCUCUGCUGCAUUACCCAUGCUCUCUGCUGCAUUACCCAUGCUCUCUGCUGCAUUACCCAUGCUCUCUGCUGCAUUACCCAUGCUCUCUGCUGCAUUACCCAUGCUCUCUGCUGCAUUACCCAUGCUCUCUGCUGCAUUACCCAUGCUCUCUGCUGCAUUACCCAUGCUCUCUGCUGCAUUACCCAUGCUCUCUGCUGCAUUACCCAUGCUCUCUGCUGCAUUACCCAUGCUCUCUGCUGCAUUACCCAUGCUCUCUGCUGCAUUACCCAUGCUCUCUGCUGCAUUGCAUUACCCAUGCUCUCUGCUGCAUUACCCAUGCUCUCUGCUGCAUUACCCAUGCUGUCUGCUGCAUUACCCAUGCUGUCUGCUGCAUUACCCAUGCUCUCUGCUGCAUUACCCAUGCUCUCUGCUGCAUUACCCAUGCUCUCUGCUGCAUUACCCAUGCUCUCUGCUGCAUUACCCAUGCUCUCUGCUGCAUUACCCAUGCUCUCUGAUGCAUUACCCAUGCUCUCUGCUGCAUUACCCAUGCUCUCUGCUGCAUUACCCAUGCUCUCUGCUGCAUUACCCAUGCUCUCUGCUGCAUUACCCAUGCUUUCUGCUGCAUUACCCAUGCUUUCUGCUGCAUUACCCAUGCUCUCUGCUGCAUUACCCAUGCUCUCUGCUGCAUUACCCAUGCUCUCUGCUGCAUUACCCAUGCUCUCUGCUGCAUUACCCAUGCUCUCUGCUGCAUUACCCAUGCUCUCUGCUGCAUUACCCAUGCUCUCUGCUGCAUUACCCAUGCUCUCUGCUGCAUUACCCAUGCUCUCUGCUGCAUUACCCAUGCUCUCUGCUGCAUUACCCAUGCUCUCUGCUGCAUUACCCAUGCUCUCUGCUGCAUUACCCAUGCUCUCUGCUGCAUUACCCAUGCUUUCUGCUGCAUUACCCAUGCUCUCUGCUGCAUUACCUAUGCUCUCUGCUGCAUUACCCAUGCUCUCUGCUGCAUUACCCAUGCUUUCUGCUGCAUUACCCAUGCUCUCUGCUGCAUUACCCAUGCUCUCUGCUGCAUUACCCAUGCUCUCUGCUGCAUUACCCAUGCUCUCUGCUGCAUUACCCAUGCUCUCUGCUGCAUUACCCAUGCUCUCUGCUGCAUUACCCAUGCUCUCUGCUGCAUUACCCAUGCUCUCUGCUGCAUUACCCAUGCUCUCUGCUGCAUUACCCAUGCUCUCUGCUGCAUUACCCAUGCUCUCUGCUGCAUUACCCAUGCUCUCUGCUGCAUUACCCAUGCUCUCUGCUGCAUUACCCAUGCUCUCUGCUGCAUUACCCAUGCUCUCUGCUGCAUUGCCCAUGCUCUCUGCUGCAUUACCCAUGCUCUCUGCUGCAUUACCCAUGCUGUCUGCUGCAUUACCCAUGCUGUCUGCUGCAUUACCCAUGCUCUCUGCUGCAUUACCCAUGCUCUCUGCUGCAUUACCCAUGCUGUCUGCUGCAUUACCCAUGCUCUCUGCUGCAUUACCCAUGCUCUCUGCUGCAUUACCCAUGCUCUCUGCUGCAUUACCCAUGCUCUCUGCUGCAUUACCCAUGCUCUCUGCUGCAUUACCCAUGCUCUCUGCUGCAUUACCCAUGCUCUCUGCUGCAUUACCCAUGCUCUCUGCUGCAUUACCCAUGCUCUCUGCUGCAUUACCCAUGCUCUCUGCUGCAUUACCCAUGCUCUCUGCUGCAUUACCCAUGCUCUCUGCUGCAUUACCCAUGCUCUCUGCUGCAUUACCCAUGCUCUCUGCUGCAUUACCCAUGCUCUCUGCUGCAUUACCCAUGCUCUCUGCUGCAUUACCCAUGCUCUCUGCUGCAUUACCCAUGCUUUCUGCUGCAUUACCCAUGCUUUCUGCUGCAUUACCCAUGCUCUCUGCUGCAUUACCCAUGCUCUCUGCUGCAUUACCCAUGCUCUCUGCUGCAUUACCCAUGCUCUCUGCUGCAUUACCCAUGCUCUCUGCUGCAUUACCCAUGCUCUCUGCUGCAUUACCCAUGCUCUCUGCUGCAUUACCCAUGCUCUCUGCUGCAUUACCCAUGCUCUCUGCUGCAUUACCCAUGCUCUCUGCUGCAUUACCCAUGCUUUCUGCUGCAUUACCCAUGCUUUCUGCUGCAUUACCCAUGCUCUCUGCUGCAUUACCCAUGCUUUCUGCUGCAUUACCUAUGCUCUCUGCUGCAUUACCCAUGGUCUCUGCUGCAUUACCCAUGCUCUCUGCUGCAUUACCCAUGCUCUCUGCUGCAUUACCCAUGCUCUCUGCUGCAUUACCCAUGCUGUCUGCUGCAUUACCCAUGCUCUCUGCUGCAUUACCCAUGCUCUCUGCUGCAUUACCCAUGCUCUCUGCUGCAUUACCCAUGCUCUCUGCUGCAUUACCCAUGCUCUCUGCUGCAUUACCCAUGCUCUCUGCUGCAUUACCCAUGCUCUCUGCUGCAUUACCCAUGCUCUCUGCUGCAUUACCCAUGCUUUCUGCUGCAUUACCUAUGCUCUCUGCUGCAUUACCUAUGCUCUCUGCUGCAUUACCCAUGCUCUCUGCUGCAUUACCCAUGCUUUCUGCUGCAUUACCUAUGCUCUCUGCUGCAUUACCCAUGCUCUCUGCUGCAUUGCCCAUGCUCUGUGCUGCAUUACCCAUGCUCUCUGCUGCAUUACCCAUGCUCUCUGCUGCAUUACCCAUGCUCUCUGCUGCAUUACCCAUGCUCUCUGCUGCAUUACCCAUGCUCUCUGCUGCAUUACCCAUGCUUUCUGCUGCAUUACCUAUGCUCUCUGCUGCAUUACCUAUGCUCUCUGCUGCAUUACCCAUGCUCUCUGCUGCAUUACCCAUGCUUUCUGCUGCAUUACCUAUGCUCUCUGCUGCAUUACCCAUGCUCUCUGCUGCAUUACCCAUGCUCUCUGCUGCAUUACCCAUGCUCUCUGCUGCAUUACCCAUGCUCUCUGCUGCAUUACCCAUGCUCUCUGCUGCAUUACCCAUGCUCUCUGCUGCAUUACCCAUGCUCUCUGCUGCAUUACCCAUGCUCUCUGCUGCAUUGCCCAUGCUCUCUGCUGCAUUGCCCAUGCUCUCUGCUGCAUUACCCAUGCUCUCUGCUGCAUUACCCAUGCUCUCUGCUGCAUUACCCAUGCUCUCUGCUGCAUUACCCAUGCUCUCUGCUGCAUUACCCAUGCUCUCUGCUGCAUUACCCAUGCUCUCUGCUGCAUUACCCAUGCUCUCUGCUGCAUUACCCAUGCUCUCUGCUGCAUUACCCAUGCUGUCUGCUGCAUUACCCAUGCUCUCUGCUGCAUUACCCAUGCUCUCUGCUGCAUUACCCAUGCUCUCUGCUGCAUUACCCAUGCUCUCUGCUGCAUUACCCAUGCUCUCUGCUGCAUUACCCAUGCUCUCUGCUGCAUUACCCAUGCUCUCUGCUGCGUUGCCCAUGCUCUCUGCUGCAUUGCCCAUGCUCUCUGCUGCAUUACCCAUGCUCUCUGCUGCAUUACCCAUGCUCUCUGCUGCAUUACCCAUGCUCUCUGCUGCAUUACCCAUGCUCUCUGCUGCAUUACCCAUGCUCUCUGCUGCAUUACCCAUGCUCUCUGCUGCAUUACCCAUGCUCUCUGCUGCAUUACCCAUGCUCUCUGCUGCAUUACCCAUGCUGUCUGCUGCAUUACCCAUGCUCUCUGCUGCAUUACCCAUGCUCUCUGCUGCAUUACCCAUGCUCUCUGCUGCAUUACCCAUGCUCUCUGCUGCAUUACCCAUGCUCUCUGCUGCAUUACCCAUGCUCUCUGCUGCAUUACCCAUGCACUCUGCUGCAUUACCCAUGCUUUCUGCUGCAUUACUUAUGCUCCCUGCUGCAUUACCCAUGCUCUCUGCUGCAUUACCCAUGCUCUCUGCUGCAUUACCCAUGCUUUCUGCUGCAUUACCUAUGCUCUCUGCUGCAUUACCCAUGCUCUCUGCUGCAUUACCCAUGCUCUCUGCUGCAUUACCCAUGCUCUCUGCUGCAUUACCCAUGCUCUCUGCUGCAUUACCCAUGCUCUCUGCUGCAUUACCCAUGCUCUCUGCUGCAUUACCCAUGCUCUCUGCUGCAUUACCCAUGCUCUCUGCUGCAUUACCCAUGCUCUCUGCUGCAUUACCCAUGCUCUCUGCUGCAUUACCCAUGCUCUCUGCUGCAUUACCCAUGCUCUCUGCUGCAUUACCCAUGCUCUCUGCUGCAUUACCCAUGCUCUCUGCUGCAUUACCCAUGCUCUCUGCUGCAUUACCCAUGCUCUCUGCUGCAUUACCCAUGCUCUCUGCUGCAUUACCCAUGCUCUCUGCUGCAUUACCCAUGCUCUCUGCUGCAUUACCCAUGCUCUCUGCUGCAUUACCCAUGCUUUCUGCUGCAUUACCUAUGCUCUCUGCUGCAUUACCUAUGCUCUCUGCUGCAUUACCCAUGCUCUCUGCUGCAUUACCCAUGCUUUCUGCUGCAUUACCUAUGCUCUCUGCUGCAUUACCCAUGCUCUCUGCUGCAUUACCCAUGCUCUCUGCUGCAUUACCCAUGCUCUCUGCUGCAUUACCCAUGCUCUCUGCUGCAUUACCCAUGCUCUCUGCUGCAUUACCCAUGCUCUCUGCUGCAUUACCCAUGCUCUCUGCUGCAUUACCCAUGCUCUCUGCUGCAUUACCCAUGCUCUCUGCUGCAUUACCCAUGCUCUCUGCUGCAUUACCCAUGCUCUCUGCUGCAUUACCCAUGCUCUCUGCUGCAUUGCCCAUGCUCUCUGCUGCAUUACCCAUGCUCUCUGCUGCAUUACCCAUGCUCUCUGCUGCAUUACCCAUGCUGUCUGCUGCAUUACCCAUGCUCUCUGCUGCAUUACCCAUGCUCUCUGCUGCAUUACCCAUGCUGUCUGCUGCAUUACCCAUGCUCUCUGCUGCAUUACCCAUGCUCUCUGCUGCAUUACCCAUGCUCUCUGCUGCAUUACCCAUGCUCUCUGCUGCAUUACCCAUGCUCUCUGCUGCAUUACCCAUGCUCUCUGCUGCAUUACCCAUGCUCUCUGCUGCAUUACCCAUGCUCUCUGCUGCAUUACCCAUGCUCUCUGCUGCAUUACCCAUGCUCUCUGCUGCAUUACCCAUGCUCUCUGCUGCAUUACCCAUGCUCUCUGCUGCAUUACCCAUGCUGUCUGCUGCAUUACCCAUGCUCUCUGCUGCAUUACCCAUGCUCUCUGCUGCAUUACCCAUGCUCUCUGCUGCAUUACCCAUGCUCUCUUCUGCAUUACCCAUGCUCUCUGCUGCAUUACCCAUGCUCUCUGCUGCAUUACCCAUGCUCUCUGAUGCAUUACCCAUGCUCUCUGCUGCAUUACCCAUGCUCUCUGCUGCAUUACCCAUGCUCUCUGCUGCAUUACCCAUGCUCUCUGCUGCAUUACCCAUGCUUUCUGCUGCAUUACCCAUGCUUUCUGCUGCAUUACCCAUGCUCUCUGCUGCAUUACCCAUGCUCUCUGCUGCAUUACCCAUGCUCUCUGCUGCAUUACCCAUGCUCUCUGCUGCAUUACCCAUGCUCUCUGCUGCAUUACCCAUGCUCUCUGCUGCAUUACCCAUGCUCUCUGCUGCAUUACCCAUGCUCUCUGCUGCAUUACCCAUGCUCUCUGCUGCAUUACCCAUGCUCUCUGCUGCAUUACCCAUGCUCUCUGCUGCAUUACCCAUGCUUUCUGCUGCAUUACCCAUGCUUUCUGCUGCAUUACCCAUGCUCUCUGCUGCAUUACCCAUGCUUUCUGCUGCAUUACCCAUGCUCUCUGCUGCAUUACCCAUGCUCUCUGCUGCAUUACCCAUGCUCUCUGCUGCAUUACCCAUGCUGUCUGCUGCAUUACCCAUGCUCUCUGCUGCAUUACCCAUGCUCUCUGCUGCAUUACCCAUGCUGUCUGCUGCAUUACCCAUGCUCUCUGCUGCAUUACCCAUGCUCUCUGGUGCAUUACCCAUGCUCUCUGCUGCAUUACCCAUGCUCUCUGCUGCAUUGCCCAUGCUCUCUGCUGCAUUGCCCAUGCUCUCUGCUGCAUUACCCAUGCUCUCUGCUGCAUUACCCAUGCUCUCUGCUGCAUUACCCAUGCUCUCUGCUGCAUUACCCAUGCUCUCUGCUGCAUUACCCAUGCUCUCUGCUGCAUUACCCAUGCUCUCUGCUGCAUUACCCAUGCUCUCUGCUGCAUUACCCAUGCUCUCUGCUGCAUUACCCAUGCUCUCUGCUGCAUUACCCAUGCUCUCUGCUGCAUUACCCAUGCUCUCUGCUGCAUUACCCAUGCUCUCUGCUGCAUUACCCAUGCUCUCUGCUGCAUUACCCAUGCUCUCUGCUGCAUUACCCAUGCUCUCUGCUGCAUUACCCAUGCUCUCUGCUGCAUUACCCAUGCUCUCUGCUGCAUUACCCAUGCUCUCUGCUGCAUUACCCAUGCUCUCUGCUGCAUUACCCAUGCUCUCUGCUGCAUUACCCAUGCUUUCUGCUGCAUUACUUAUGCUCCCUGCUGCAUUACCCAUGCUCUCUGCUGCAUUACCCAUGCUCUCUGCUGCAUUACCCAUGCUGUCUGCUGCAUUACCCAUGCUCUCUGCUGCAUUACCCAUGCUCUCUGCUGCAUUACCCAUGCUCUCUGCUGCAUUACCCAUGCUUUCUGCUGCAUUACCUAUGCUCUCUGCUGCAUUACCUAUGCUCUCUGCUGCAUUACCCAUGCUCUCUGCUGCAUUACCCAUGCUCUCUGCUGCAUUACCUAUGCUCUCUGCUGCAUUACCCAUGCUCUCUGCUGCAUUACCCAUGCUCUCUGCUGCAUUACCCAUGCUCUCUGCUGCAUUACCCAUGCUCUCUGCUGCAUUACCCAUUCUCUCUGCUGCAUUACCCAUGCUCUCUGCUGCAUUACCCAUGCUCUCUGCUGCAUUACCCAUGCUCUCUGCUGCAUUACCCAUGCUCUCUGCUGCAUUACCCAUGCUCUCUGCUGCAUUACCCAUGCUCUCUGCUGCAUUACCCAUGCUCUCUGCUGCAUUACCCAUGCUCUCUGCUGCAUUACCCAUGCUCUCUGCUGCAUUACCCAUUCUCUCUGCUGCAUUACCCAUGCUCUCUGCUGCAUUACCCAUGCUCUCUGCUGCAUUACCCAUGCUCUCUGCUGCAUUACCCAUGCUCUCUGCUGCAUUACCCAUGCUCUCUGCUGCAUUACCCAUGCUCUCUGCUGCAUUACCCAUGCUCUCUGCUGCAUUACCCAUGCUCUCUGCUGCAUUACCCAUGCUCUCUGCUGCAUUACCCAUGCUCUCUGCUGCAUUACCCAUGCUCUCUGCUGCAUUACCCAUGCUCUCUGCUGCAUUACCCAUGCUUUCUGCUGCAUUACCUAUGCUCUCUGCUGCAUUACCCAUGCUCUCUGCUGCAUUACCCAUGCUUUCUGCUGCAUUACCCAUGCUUUCUGCUGCAUUACCUAUGCUCUCUGCUGCAUUACCCAGCAUCUCACCCACCUGGAGGGCUUGCCCAUCCCACCUGGACGGCUUGCCCAUCCCAUUCUGCCGAAAGUCUCUCUGCUGCCGCCUGACCAUCCCACCUGGAGUGCUUGGCUUGGCCCCCAUGCUCAUCCCACCACACCUGAAACGCCUGACCAUCCCUCUCCCAUCCCACCCACCUGGCGCGCUUGGCCAUGAUCCAGGCGAGCUUCUGCCGGAAGUCGCGCUGCUGCCGCCUGAUCUCCGCCUCCUUGGAGCGCAGCCGCUUCAGCUCCGCCCCCUUAUGGCGUUGUCCCCUUGUAGCUUGAUCUUGAACCUGCGGAUAGAGGGGAAGGGGAGAAAGGGGGGUAAGCGGAGAGUGGUGCCCUCGCCCUCGCCACCCUUAUGGCGUUGUCCCCUUGUGGCUUGA